CCUAUGUCUAACAACAAUCAUUCUGAUGAUGAAGAAAUGUUUGUAAUAAUAAAUAUUCUAAUAUUAGCUUGUAAGCAAAAUUCAAGCAUAAAAAGUGGAAAUUGAGGCUCUUUAAAAAUAAUUAAGAGUUUAAGAAUUUCAAUUUAAACAACAGAUAUUGGAAGUAUCACAUAUAUUGAUGACAAGCUUACGAAUGAACUAGAGAGAGAGAGAAAAAGAACAAGUGAAUUGGAGAAUGAAAUAACAACCUAAAUUAGUUCAAUAGGGCAAGGGGAAAUUUAAUCAUUUGCUACUUAACUUGAAUUAAAGUUAUCAGAAGCGGAAAAUAAGUUAUUAGAAUAUAAAGCUAAUGAAGUAUAAUAUUUGAAUAAAUUUAUAGUUGAAACUGUAAAAAGAAAUUUAGAGUAUAAAAAGAAAGCCUGAAAAUGAAGAAAUAGAUGAAUUAAAAUAAUAGUUAGUUAAAAUGGAAGAAACAGCAAUUGCUUUAAUAGUUGAAAAAGAAAAAAUUAUUUAGGAUCUUAAAAGUUAACUUGAAUGUUCAACAUAAAUUAUAGAGAUUAAUUAAGAUUAAGUACAUAUAUCCGAGGUAGAAGAUGAAAAGGAUAUUAAAAUUUAAAAUUUAAAAUAAUUAGUAUAGGAAUUAAAUUAGAAAAUAGAAUAAGAUUAGUUGCAUUUUGAUGAAAGAAUAAUGAGAUUAGAACAUGAAAUUACAGAACGAGUAUUAGAUAGUAUAAGUCAUUAAAUAAAUGAAUCAAAAUCAGUAGAGUAAGAUUUGCUCCAUUAAAUAAAUCUUUAUGAAGAAAAGAUAAAAAAUUAAGAUAAGUUAUUAGUAAAUUAAGAGAAGUUAUUAUAAUAAGUGAAAGAUGAGAAAUAUAAGGAAGUUAGUUUUUAUGAAGGUAGACAUGUUGAAAUCUAAAAGAAAUUAUCAUCAGCUUUGUAAUAAGUUUUAAAAAGUGACAGAAAAAGUGAGGAUGCCUUUAAAUAAUAUGCAAAUAUAUAGAGAGAAAAAACUAUAUUAUAAAAAUAAAGAGAUGAAUAAGUUAAAUUAAAUGUAAAAUUAGAAAACAACUUAAGAAAAUAAAUUUAAGAUAUGGAUGAACUUAGAUAAUAUAAUAAUAAUUGUUAAUAAUAAAUAGAUGAUUUGGAAUAAUAAGUUAAUCAUUUAGAAUAAUAAUUAUAAGAAACUAAGUUCUAUUAUGAAGAAUAAUUAUAAAUGUAGAAGAUUCAUAUACCAAGUGAAAGAUAGCCUUCAUAAUAAGAGGAAUAAGGAUAAGGAGGAAAUUUAUUAAGCGAAUUAUUGACAGAAGAAAUAUCUAUUGAAAAACCUCAUAAUACUUAGUAAAGUGAAGAUAGCUUUCAUUAAUAAAUUCCAUAAACACCUUAGUCUAAAAAUGGUUUAGUAUAAAUGUUUGCUUCAUCUAGAAUAUCUAAUCAAAGUAUGAAUACAAAGAGAAGAUAUUAAGAAAUUGAAUAAUUAAAGUUAGAAUUACAUUCAUUUAAAAAUUAAAAUGAGUAUUUAUUGUUAUUAUUAUUAAAAUUAGAUAAUUAGCAGAAGAAAUUGAAAAUUAUGAACAUUUAGUGGGAGUCUUAUAAUAAGAAAUAAAAGCUUAGUUAUUAGAAAUAUAAAAUUUAAGAAAAGGAAAACUUGAUUAUUCUUAAGAAAGAGAUUUAAGAAUAGAUUAAGAAUAAUUAAAAUAAUCACUUCAUAAACUAGAAACACAUUUUAUUACUGCUAAAUUAAGUUGGGCUGAAGAAGUUAAUUUCUUGAAAUCAGAAGUAAAAAGAGCAGAAAAAUAAGCAUAAGAAAGCACAUUGUUAUAUAAUUAAAUAUUAACAGAAAAGGAGUAUUUUUAAGCAAAAUUGAAGAAACUUGAAACUUAAAUUGCUAAAAAAGACAAAAAAACUUCAAAUUCAUAAAAUACACCUUUAAGUCCAAUUAAAGAAGAUGAUUAAACAGUUAAAAAAAAAGGGUUUUUAUCAUAUUUCGGAAAAUGA
Molecule: messenger RNA, 1995 nt
Organism: Paramecium sonneborni
Lineage: Eukaryota; Ciliophora; Oligohymenophorea; Peniculida; Parameciidae
Source: the annotation of a GenBank genome assembly